Molecule: messenger RNA, 503 nt
Organism: Dentiscutata heterogama
Lineage: Eukaryota; Fungi; Glomeromycota; Glomeromycetes; Diversisporales; Gigasporaceae
Source: the annotation of a GenBank genome assembly
CAGACAUGUCAAAAACAUUUCCUAUGUCAACAUUUUUAGGUAUAGAUCUCUCUACUACGUUUCAUCAGACAUUUGAUUACGUUUUCCAACAAUCAAUUUCUUCUUCAAAGUUCCGUAAUAAUCAAUUUGACACUCAUCUGAGAGAAAUAUUUCGAGUAGUCAAGCCUGGGGGCUGGAUAGAGAUAUUCGGAACACCUACCGAAAUUAUUAACGCCGAACCUACUUCAAAGAAAUUUGUUAAUUCAAUGCGUAAAUGCUUCCAGUCUAAUGGACUCGAUCCUAAUCUUGUGUAUACUUAUCCUAACAAGUUAAGAUCCUUAAAUAUUAAAACCAUUCAAGUGGUUGAAGUGCAAUAUUACCUUUCAAAUCAUAAUAAAAUUUUGGAGAAUCAGGAAUCAGGUCUUCUACUUAAAACAGCAGAAUCUUUAAGAGUAAUGUUAAAGAUAGUGGUGGGUUAUACAGAUGAAGAAUAUGAUGCAAUAUUAAGAGAGACAUGGCAAUAG